AUGUCGGUGGCGUUUUCAUCUGCACGUCCUAGGACCAAAGGGGAGGUGACACCGCAGACUAUUCAAAAGAUGCUAGAUGAAAACCAUCACCUCAUACAGUGUAUAAUGGACUACCAAAGCAAGGGCAAAACAGCUGAAUGCACACAAUAUCAGCAAAUCCUGCACAGAAACCUUGUCUACUUGGCCACAAUAGCAGAUUCAAAUCAGAACAUGCAGUCACUUUUACCCGCUCCUCCCACUCACAACAUGGGAAUGAGCCAGGGCAGUGGACACACUUCAGGUAAUGACAACAUGACAUCAGGACUGACCCCCACAUCAAUGAUGCAGAGUAAUGGCCACAACCAAACCCCCAUGCAGCAGCAACAGUCUGGUCAGGUGCCCCCUACUGCUCACAGCACAUACGUCCACGGUGGGCACCCUUCCCAAAGCAGCAUGGUGCAGGGCCCUGGUCCUGCCUAUGCCUCCUCCUCUUCAUCUGCAUCAUUCUCCUCCCGCAGCAACCUCAACAUUCAGUCAAACCAAGUUUCCAUGAUGCACCAGUCGGGCACUCCUCACUAUUCCUCAGCCCAACUGGGGGGGCAGCACUAUCAGGGACAGCAGGCCGUGGGUUUAAUGGGGCAGGGAAGUCAAGGCAACAAUAUGAUGUCCCAGAGGCCUAUGGGAACCUAUCGCACAUCACAACCAGGGUCUGCACAGCAGUACAUGGGAGAAGACAAGGUCUACGGAGAGCAGUAUAGACACACUCAGAGCUCCAGUGAGCCCAUAAACCCACAGUAUUACCCAGAUGGUCAUGGGGAUUACUCCUAUCAACAGUCCUCCUACGGAGAACAAUACGAGAGGUCUUUUGAUGAAUCCUCACAGCAUUAUUACGAAGGUAACUCUCAGUACAGUCAGCAGCAGGGCCAGUAUCAGCAGGGCUCUAGUCAGCAGUCUUUUGGUCAGCAGCAGUACUCCUCACAACCAAGCUAUGGCGGACCUCCUCAAGGAUACGGACCAGGCCAAGGCAGUUCUUCUCAGUAUUCUCAGUAUCAACAGGGUCAGGGCCAGCAGUACGGCUCCUACCGCUCAUCCCAGGGGGGAGGACAGGCCCAAAGACCGUACUCCUAUGAACAGGGUCAAUACGGGAACUAUCAGCAAUAA
Boleophthalmus pectinirostris (great blue-spotted mudskipper) is the source of this 1140-nucleotide messenger RNA. Its product is annotated as SS18L1 subunit of BAF chromatin remodeling complex. Bases 1 to 1140 code for a protein of 379 amino acids. Gene Ontology annotation, biological process: positive regulation of transcription by RNA polymerase II; positive regulation of dendrite morphogenesis. The transcript has 11 exons. The record is from RefSeq and is a predicted model, not a curated record. Gene Ontology annotation, molecular function: transcription coactivator activity. Lineage: Eukaryota; Metazoa; Chordata; Actinopteri; Gobiiformes; Gobiidae. Gene Ontology annotation, cellular component: nucleus.